UAUAAACGUGAGCUCCCUACCGAAGUAUUCAGGUGCUCAACUUGUGUCUCCUACCAACUUUUAACAGAAAAAAAAACUUUUGAAAGAAAAAGUCAACGCUUCAUUAAAGAAUGACCAUCUCAGCUUUUCAAUGUCUUCUGUUUGCAGCUCUGUGUGUCCUUGUGGCCUCAGAUAUUAAAGUGAUCUUGGAUAACGCAAAGGUUAUAGCUAAAGGAACUUUCUCCAAUAAGCUGUAUUACAUUUCUAAGCCACCUGUUGCCACCUUUGCCCAAGCCAAGAACUGGUGUACUGCAAACGGAGGAGGUAAUCCUGCUGAGAUAGAAAGUCUUGAAGAGUUUGCAUUCCUGGAAUCGCUAGUCAAACCAAACAGUGGCCUUAGAGUGUUCAUUGCAGGCACGGACGCCAAGAAAGACGGCACAUGGGUCAGUCAACAAACUGGCAAACAACUGAAUGUUUUUGAUUGGUCAUCUGGAGAGCCUAACAAUUACGAGAGGCAAGAAGAUUGUCUUGAGCUGGUCGCUGACAGGGCCGGCAGGUUGAAUGACGUUCCAUGCAAUAACCCGAGUGGAGUUUUUAGUGCACUGUGUGAAAAGGAGUUGUUUUAAAAAAAUAUUUUGAUCUUGUCGGCUAAAUCAUGAGAUAGAAAUAAAUUUUGCUGAAAUAUC
Biomphalaria glabrata is the source of this 665-nucleotide messenger RNA. Its product is annotated as mannose-binding protein C-like. The record is from RefSeq and is a predicted model, not a curated record. Gene Ontology annotation, cellular component: external side of plasma membrane. Gene Ontology annotation, biological process: biological process involved in interspecies interaction between organisms. Lineage: Eukaryota; Metazoa; Mollusca; Gastropoda; Planorbidae. The transcript has 3 exons. Bases 111 to 605 code for a protein of 164 amino acids. Gene Ontology annotation, molecular function: carbohydrate binding.